Lactuca saligna is the source of this 306-nucleotide messenger RNA. The record is from the annotation of a GenBank genome assembly. NCBI's taxonomy places the organism in Eukaryota, Viridiplantae, Streptophyta, Magnoliopsida, Asterales, Asteraceae.
AUGGAGUUCAACGACAUCCACCUGAACAUGAUCUGCAACCCCCAAAGCGGUGCAACUAAGGUGGAUAUCAUGGCUAAAAUGUCAAAACGAAGCAAAAGUAUGAAGUCAACCCACAAUCAAUCUUCUGAUACGCGUAUUGGAGGGAUUGACCUCAACAAUGAUGAGUCAUAUGAAAUUCCAACUCGUUCUAUGGGACGAAACAAAACAAAAAAGAAAAGCUUAAAGGUGCUCAAAGCUCAUCGACUGAUGUGGAGGAGAUUAGGGACGAUUUCCAAAGGUUGGACAAUAAGCUUGAUGCUUUCUUAG